CUUAAGGAAUUAAAAAAAAAAAAAUCCAACGUCAAGAAAAAGACUCGCAUGCAAGAGUAGUUUGACUAUACGGGGAAAAAGUUGGAGAUUGUUAAGAGUCUUCUAGGAAAUUCGAAUUUGCGCAUUUUACGUAGUCAGUGAAGCUUUUCUUUGCCGAUUUGCGUGGAAUGGAGGGUGGUGUUCACGGCACAGAAAAGGCAGAAUUCACAGAAUGCUGGAGAACAACAUGGAAGAGGCCAUACAUUAUGCGGCUUGCAAUGUCCGCCGGCAUCGGAGGCCUUCUCUUCGGAUAUGACACAGGUGUGAUUUCCGGGGCGUUGCUUUACAUUCGUGAGGAUUUUGCAGAAGUUGACAAGAAAACAUGGCUGCAGGAAACCAUAGUGAGUAUGGCUGUUGCCGGUGCUAUAAUUGGUGCUGCAAUUGGUGGGUGGAUAAAUGAUGCCUUUGGCAGGAAAAAGUCAAUACUAUGUGCAGAUAUAGUGUUCUUCGUUGGUGCAAUAGUCAUGGCAAUAUCUCCGGCUCCUUGGGUGAUUAUAGUCGGAAGAAUAUUAGUCGGUCUUGGAGUAGGAAUGGCUUCCAUGACCUCUCCACUUUAUAUCUCGGAAGCUUCUCCUGCUAAAAUCAGAGGAGCCCUUGUUAGCACAAACGGUUUGCUUAUUACAGGAGGACAAUUUUUGUCAUACCUCAUCAAUCUGGCUUUUACUAGAGCUCCUGGAACAUGGCGUUGGAUGCUUGGUGUGGCAGGAAUUCCAGCUUUGGUUCAGUUCGUUUUGAUGUUGUCACUUCCAGAGUCACCCAGAUGGCUCUACAGAAAGAACAAGGUAGAUGAGGCCAGGGCCAUCUUAGAGAAAAUCUAUCCUGCUAACGAAGUUGAAGACGAAUUGAAAGCUUUGCAUGAAUCCGUCGAAGCUGAGAAGGCUGAAGAAGGAGAAAUUGGGGAGGGAUUUAUCACAAAAUUGAAGGGUGCUCUGAAAAACCGUGUGGUCCGAAGAGGACUCUACGCAGGCGUCACUGUCCAAGUGGCGCAGCAAUUUGUUGGCAUAAACACUGUCAUGUACUACAGCCCAACGAUCGUUCAGUUUGCAGGGUUCGCCUCCAAGCAGACAGCUCUAGCACUUUCUCUCAUCACUUCUGGUCUCAAUGUUGUUGGAACCAUUAUAAGUAUGUGUCUAGUGGACAGAUAUGGAAGGAGGAGGCUGAUGAUUGUAUCCCUCUUUGGGAUCAUUGUUUGCCUUUUGGCCUUAUCCGGGGUCUUUUUCCAGGCUGCUAGCCAUGCUCCAGCUAUUGGAAGCUUUGAGUCCUCGCACUUUGGAGGGAACUCCACUUGUGCCGAUUACCUCUCGGCCCCAAAUGCUCAGUCAUGGAACUGCAUGACAUGUUUGAAAGCGGAGUGCGGUUUCUGUUCUAGCCAAGGAAGUGAAUUUAAGCCAGGAGCUUGUUUGGUUACUGAGAGUGGUGUGAGGAGCGCAUGUCGCGGAGAAAGUCGGGUAUGGUACACUGAAGGUUGUCCCAGCAAAGUUGGAUUCUUUGCAGUUAUACUUCUGGGGUUGUACAUUAUAACAUAUGCACCUGGAAUGGGAACUGUUCCUUGGAUUGUGAACUCGGAGAUAUACCCUUUGAGAUACCGAGGGACUGGCGGUGGAAUUGCCGCAGUUUCUAACUGGACAGCCAAUCUCUUGGUGAGUGAGACGUUCUUGACACUCACCAAGGCUUUGGGCUCUGCCUGGACUUUUCUGCUGUUUGCUGGAUUCUCUUUGGUUGGACUUGUGGCCAUCUAUUUCCUAGUGCCUGAAACCAAGGGAUUGCCAUUUGAGGAGGUUGAGAAAUUGCUCGAGCGUGGGUUUAAACCCAAGGCACUUCGUUCCAAGAACGAGAAAAACGGCAAGAGUCAAGCGUCCUCUUAAGGUGUUCAGAACAUUCCUGUAUUAUGAACUGUUUCACCUAGUUAAGGAGCUUUGUUCAGAACUUCAGAGUUUUCUAACGAUAAGCUCUUGUUUAAAGUUUAUUAUUAUGAAUGAAGCUACUAAUAUAUCUUUAGUUAUAUGUUUGUUUAGUUUUGUCACUCAUUGAACUUUUUCAGAAG
Molecule: messenger RNA, 2083 nt
Organism: Morus notabilis
Lineage: Eukaryota; Viridiplantae; Streptophyta; Magnoliopsida; Rosales; Moraceae
Product: inositol transporter 4
Exons: 7
Coding region: 168-1904 (578 amino acids)
Biological process (GO): transmembrane transport
Cellular component (GO): membrane
Molecular function (GO): myo-inositol:proton symporter activity
Source: RefSeq, a predicted model, not a curated record